This is a messenger RNA of Cylas formicarius (sweet potato weevil), 595 nucleotides long. RefSeq names its product peptidyl-prolyl cis-trans isomerase Fkbp12 (gene Fkbp12). The record is from RefSeq and is a predicted model, not a curated record. Bases 111 to 437 code for a protein of 108 amino acids. Lineage: Eukaryota; Metazoa; Arthropoda; Insecta; Coleoptera; Brentidae. The transcript is spliced from 4 exons. Gene Ontology annotation, molecular function: peptidyl-prolyl cis-trans isomerase activity.
GAACAUAUCAAUUUAUGCUGUGGUUGUGGUUUGUGUGGGCAGCGAUUUUAUCGGAAGGCGUUGUUUCUUAUCUUUAUUUUUGUAAAUAGUAAUUUAAGUAUUUAAUUGAAAUGGGAGUACAAGUACAAACUCUUGCAUCUGGGGACGGUUCCACCUUUCCCAAGAAGGGUCAAACUGUAGUGGUUCACUACACUGGUACCCUUGAAAACGGUACCAAAUUUGAUUCUUCUCGUGACCGAGGGGUCCCAUUCAAAUUUCAUAUUGGAAAGGGGGAAGUGAUUAAAGGAUGGGACGAAGGUGUUGCUCAGAUGAGCAUCGGCCAAAGAGCAAAACUGAUUUGCUCGCCGGACUACGCUUACGGGUCAAGGGGGCAUCCAGGGAUUAUUCCACCCAAUGCGACGCUCAUUUUUGAUGUCGAGCUCCUCGAAAUUCAGUAAAGUAGAGCUAAUAUUUCCGUUUGUGUUAUGCAUUAAAGUUUUCAACAAGGUUUUUACAAAUAUUUGAAUUCUUUCUUUAACUGUUUAGCAAAAUGUUGAGUAAUAGCUACUAAAAUAAAGAGUUAUUGUAGAGAUCUGAUGCAAUAAAGAAUUCAUUA